Messenger RNA from Eptesicus fuscus (big brown bat), 7149 nucleotides. It is a transcript of the gene ERN1, whose product is annotated as endoplasmic reticulum to nucleus signaling 1. The transcript has 22 exons. The coding region runs from base 205 to 3180 and encodes 991 amino acids. Gene Ontology annotation, biological process: mRNA processing; intrinsic apoptotic signaling pathway in response to endoplasmic reticulum stress; protein phosphorylation. Gene Ontology annotation, cellular component: IRE1-TRAF2-ASK1 complex. Gene Ontology annotation, molecular function: RNA endonuclease activity; protein serine/threonine kinase activity; ATP binding. NCBI's taxonomy places the organism in Eukaryota, Metazoa, Chordata, Mammalia, Chiroptera, Vespertilionidae. The record is from RefSeq and is a predicted model, not a curated record.
GACCCGCCCCGACCGGAAGAAGCGCCGGCCCGGCGCUUAAAGGGUCGGGAAUGGGGGUGCCGCCACCGCCUAGUCAGCUCUUCCUUCGCUGAAGACCAGCCGCCGCCGCGCUGUUGUCGCGGCGCCCCCGCCCCGUCCUCCGCCCUCCCGCACCGCCCCCCGGAGCCGGCUGGCUGGGCCGGGAGCCGGGACGGAGUUCUCGCCAUGCCCGCCCGGCGGCGGCCGCUGCUGCUGCUGCUGUUGGCGCUGCUGCUGCCCGGCUCCUGGAUUUUUGGAAGUCCCAGCACAGUGACGCUUCCUGAAACCUUGUUGUUUGUGUCAACCCUGGAUGGAAGUUUGCACGCUGUCAGCAAGAGGACAGGCUCGAUCAAAUGGACUUUAAAAGAAGAUCCAGUUCUGCAGGUUCCAACACACGUCGAAGAGCCAGCCUUCCUCCCGGAUCCCAACGACGGCAGCCUGUAUACACUUGGGGGCAAGCAUAAUGAAGGCCUAACGAAACUUCCCUUUACCAUCCCGGAGUUGGUACAGGCAUCGCCAUGCCGAAGUUCAGAUGGGAUUCUCUACAUGGGUAAAAAGCAGGACAUUUGGUAUGUCAUUGACCUUCUGACCGGGGAGAAACAGCAGACUUUGUCAUCGACCUUUGCAGAUAGCCUCUGCCCUUCGACCUCUCUUCUGUACCUUGGGCGCACAGAAUACACCAUCACCAUGUACGACACCAAAACCCGAGAGCUCCGGUGGAACGCCACCUACUUCGACUACGCGGCCUCGCUGCCCGAGGACGACGUGGACUACAAGAUGUCCCAUUUUGUGUCCAAUGGCGAUGGGCUGGUGGUGACGGUGGACAGUGAAUCUGGCGACGUCCUUUGGAUCCAAAACUAUGGUUCCCCUGUGGUGGCCUUUUACGUCUGGCAGCGGGAGGGGCUGCGGAAGGUGAUGCACAUCAACGUCGCUGUGGAGACCCUGCGCUACCUGACCUUCAUGUCCGGGGAGGUGGGGCGCAUCACCAAGUGGAAGUACCCCUUCCCCAAGGAGACGGAGGCCAAGAGCAAGCUGACGCCCACCCUGUAUGUUGGGAAAUACUCUACUAGCCUCUACGCCUCCCCCUCAAUGGUCCACGAGGGGGUUGCUGUUGUGCCCCGAGGCAGCACCCUUCCCUUGCUGGAAGGCCCCCAGACUGACGGGGUCACCAUUGGGGACAAAGGGGAGUGUGUGAUCACACCCAGCACGGACCUAAAGUUGAACCCUGGGCUCAAAGGGAAGAACAAGCUCAACUACUUGAGGAACUACUGGCUUCUGAUCGGGCACCAUGAAACGCCGCUGUCUGCGUCUACCAAGAUGCUGGAGAGAUUCCCCUACAAUCUGCCCAAACACCGGGAAAAUGUGAUUCCUGCCGACUCCGAGAAAAAGAGCUUUGAGGACGUUAUCCACCUGGUUGACCAGACUUCAGACCAUGCGCCCAGCACCGUUUCUCCGGAUGUGGAGGAGAAGUUCGCUCACGCCCCCGCCAAGCCCGAGGCCCCCGUGGACUCUGUGCUCAAGGACAUCGCCACCAUCAUCCUGAGCACCUUCCUGCUCAUCGGCUGGGUGGCCUUCAUCAUCACCUACCCCCUGAGCAUGCAUCAGCAGCAGCAGCUCCAGCACCGGCAGUUCCAGAAGGAACUGGAGAAAAUCCAGCUCCUGCAACAGCAGCAGCUGCCCUUCCAUGCACCCGGGGACGUGGCUCAGGACGCCGAGCUCCUGGACUCGUCCGGCCUGUACUCAGAGAGCUCGGGCACCAGCAGCCCCAGCACGUCCCCCCGAGCCUCCAACCACUCGCUGCACUCCAGCGGCUCUGCCUCCAGGGCCGGCACCGGCCCCUGCCUGGAGCAGGACGACGAGGAUGAGGAAACCAGCAUGGUGAUGGUUGGGAAAAUUUCUUUCUGUCCCAAGGACGUCCUGGGCCACGGAGCGGAGGGCACAAUUGUGUACCGGGGCAUGUUUGACAGCCGCGACGUGGCGGUCAAGAGGAUCCUCCCCGAGUGCUUCAGUUUCGCCGACCGCGAGGUCCAGCUGCUGCGAGAGUCUGACGAGCACCCGAACGUGAUCCGUUACUUCUGCACGGAGAAGGACCGGCAGUUCCAGUACAUCGCCAUCGAGCUGUGCGCGGCCACGCUGCAGGAGUACGUGGAGCAGAAGGACUUCGCCCACCUCGGCCUGGAGCCCAUCACCUUGCUGCAGCAGACCACCUCCGGCCUGGCCCACCUGCACUCCCUCAACAUCGUUCACAGAGACCUGAAGCCCCACAACAUCCUCCUCUCCAUGCCCAAUGCGCAUGGCAGGAUCAAGGCCAUGAUCUCCGACUUCGGCCUCUGCAAGAAGCUGGCAGUGGGCAGGCACAGCUUCAGCCGCCGCUCGGGGGUGCCCGGCACCGAAGGCUGGAUCGCCCCGGAGAUGCUGAGUGAGGACUGCAAGGAGAACCCCACCUACACGGUGGACAUCUUCUCUGCGGGCUGCGUGUUUUACUACGUGGUUUCUGAGGGCAGCCACCCUUUCGGCAAGUCCCUACAGCGACAGGCCAACAUCCUCCUGGGCGCCUACAGCCUCGACUGCUUACAGCCCGAGAAGCACGAGGACGUCGUCGCCCGGGAGCUGAUAGAGAAGAUGAUCUCCAUGGACCCCCAGAAGCGCCCGUCAGCGAAGCACGUGCUGAAGCACCCGUUCUUCUGGAGCCUCGAGAAGCAGCUCCAGUUCUUCCAGGACGUGAGUGACCGGAUAGAAAAGGAGUCACUGGACGGCCCGAUCGUGAAGCAGCUGGAGAGAGGCGGGCGAGCCGUGGUGAAGAUGGACUGGAGGGAGAACAUCACCGUCCCCCUCCAGACAGAUCUGCGUAAAUUCAGAACCUACAAAGGUGGCUCCGUCAGAGAUCUCCUCCGAGCCAUGAGGAACAAGAAGCACCACUACCGGGAGCUCCCCGUGGAGGUGCGGGAGACCCUGGGCUCCAUCCCCGACGACUUCGUGCGCUACUUCACGUCGCGCUUCCCCCACCUCCUCUCACACACCUACCGGGCCAUGGAGCUGUGCAGCCACGAGAGGCUCUUCCAGCCCUACUACUUCCACCCACCCCCCAAGCCUCAGUCCCCCGUGACUCCAGACGCCCCUGAGCCAGGCCGGACUCCGUCUUGUGGCCCCAGCUGUGACUGAGCGCUGCAUGUCUGCAAUCCAGGGCCUGAGGCCACGCUUAGCAAGAAGACCAGGCUCCCAAACCAGUGCCUUGAGCUGCCUGCUCUGCAGCUGGCAGAGGAGGGUCUGACCCCUAGACGGGGAGAGGUGACCCCUCCUGACCUGCAGGAAGCUGGGAAGACAGGGUGAAAGCUUCACCUCCAGGGAACAGCUGCAGGAAAGGCCGUCCCCGGCAGCAGCAGAGCGCCUCCACCUCUUCCUGCAUAGACUGGCUUCAGACAUGUUUCCUUUUAAGCUUCCUGUUCGAUGUCAGCCUGAGGCCUUGAAGGAAGCGGGAGGAAGAAAUGCUAAGCUCUGCCUGUGUGCGGGGCCCCGGAGCAGCUCUCCCCGACGGCAGGCUGAGGGGCACCGACGGAGGGACGGAGGUCACUGGUCAUCGAGCACAGUGCGCCCAAGCAUCCCAGGUCACUGGACCCAGUGCUUCCUCGGGGCAGUGGGUGUGGUGUUGGGACAGGUCAGCGCACGCUGGAAAGGGAGGCCACGGCCGCCGGUGUCGGAAAUGGAGAGGACGCUCGGUUCCCAGGCCCCAUGACUGCGGCCCCAUGACUAGUGGCCUCCAUGGUGGCUUGUGGCCUGGACCAUUUAGGGAUGCUUAGGAGCGUUUGGGGGCAAGAAGUGAUACUUCCCUGGCCAUCAAGGACCCAGGCACGGACAGGCCUUCGGGACCGGAGGGUCACAGGCCUACCUGGCCAGUGUGGCCACCCCAGGAGAGCCCUGGGCCAGAGGGCAGGCGAUGAGGCCUCUCUGUCCCUGGAGCCAGCGGGAUGGCCAGGGGCUUGGUGCCAAGGCCAGGCUCCCCGCGUACCGCGUGGGCAGGAUUUUCUGUUUCUCUUGGCAGAUUUUAAUAACUUUAUAGUUUGAUCACACUGUAGAACGCUACAUUAGCACAAGUGAGCUAAGCGUCACGUGAAGCUUGCUCAUGAAGAAGAAAUGCAAUACAUCUGUUCUGUGUGGUACCCCUCCCCACCCCCCCACCCCCCCGCCGCCAGGAAGAGUGUUCGUAUUCAGAACAUUUCCAGCGCUGGCGAAGAGCAAGCAUCACAGCGUCACUAUACACACACGUCAUCCUCAAAGUGAUGCCAUGUUAUUUCUCCCCCUCAAUUUAAUGUCAUUUUUAAUUUUCGUUUUAAUCAAUUCCUGUCUUUUCUCCACCGAGAGCCUUAGUGGUUGCGUGCAAUGAGGGUGCCACGUGAGGAAGCGUUUCCUGUGCACGUGCUCCGGCCGGGGAGCGUUCAUGCGGUUCCGUCCUGGUGAACUCGGAGACUCCGCUGGGAGUGCGCGUGUUGCCGUGGCGUUCACUGACUGACGGGAAAUCACUGUUUCUUACUGUGCGACGUCUUCGUAGUGUCGUGUGCGAAGGCCACGCAGCAAAGGCUCUGGCUCUGCCUUUGCAGACUUCCAUUCCCUUUCAUGAUGCCUGCGAUCACUUGUUCUCCUAAAUAGUACCCCGCAUCUGUGAAGCUCACCAGUUACCUCAUUCCGACCUGGGAACCCUGGCGUCCUUGGUUUUUCAGGAGUACAGCCCAACGGGUUCUGCUCCCCACACUCACUGGCCUGUGCCAGCUCCGUUCCGCGGGUCACUGUGCCACCAGCUCGAGGGCCAGGCAGAGAAGGUGCCACGAGUGACCUCCCGGCUGCCAGCACCCUGCUGCCGGGUGCCGCUGUCCCCCACUGCUGAGCGUUCUCUUUGCGGAGUAGCCAGGUCGUUUCUAGCCGCCCAAUACUUGUCAUGUCUCUGUUUUGGCUCAACUUGCCUGCAGGACAACUUCUUCUUAAAAUGCCUUUUCUGCUGAUCAUAUUUGUUUCUAACCACCCAACUCAGACUCAGUGAUACGCCGUUAGCUGGGACACUGGCGCUGGGGACAGAGAGAGGGACAAGAUAGCCAGAACCCGUGCUCUCAGGAGCCUGUGGUGAGAGACAACGACCAGUUAACAUCAGGGCAUGAAGGAGCCCAGGGGUGGGGAAGGGCGUGUAUUUGGGGUUUGCGCCUUUUCAGUCUUAAAGCGCCCGUGUCCCGGACCCCUCGGAACUGGUCAGAUUGCUCUCUGUCCAUCUUCUCUUCAUCACCUUCGGGAUCCAGGCCUCCAGGGGCCUGCAGAGGUCCUGCAUGGACGCUUGCCAUGAAAACAUCCUAUGGCAGAUCCUGUCUCAGCCUCUAGAAUCUGCUGUGCUGCUGAGCUCUGGGACCUGGAGUACGAGUCCUAGAAGGCUGUUGGACUUUUUAGAAGUAUUCGGUUUUAUUUUUACGACACUUUUCUCUGAUUGCUUCUUGAGCUUUUUAACUUCAUUUUAAAAGACUCCGCAUGUCACUAGGCAUCCGAGCAUUGGCACUUUGGGGACCCACUGGUGUUACUUGAUAAGUCACUAAACCAUCCAGGCGCCAAAGUACAAAAUCCUGGGUGCAAAGGUGUCUCCCCUCCCCCGUCUCAGUGCAAUAGUCGUCAUAGGCUCUUUGCAGCGAGACGUCGCUCCGACCCACUGCAUGUAUUGGAUUGGAAGAGCUGCAGGCCAGUGGGUCCAGCAAAGUAUUUUCUUCCCAUCAAGAAAGGUCCUAUCAGCAUUUACCCUGAUCCUCCCACUAAGGCUUUGUGUGGACGUGACUCGUUUAUCUGUGUGAUUCCGUCUCAUGGCAGUAGAUGAUGACUUGGUUGCCGAUCUGACCUCUCGCUGAUGUGGGUGGGGGCCUUUGGGUCGCCGUGCUUUCUCCUCUUGGCCGCUGUCGUUUCAGAAGUUGGACUCGGGCCAGCCUCCCAAUACGUUGGGUUUCCCAAGACUGCUCCCGUUCUCCAUCUGCUCACUGGCUGGUUCCUGCGGAAGAUGGGCUGGGCCCUCCAUGCAGGAAGAGCAAGCCCAGCACCCUGUAGAGAGCCCCUUUCCAUCCUCUUUACUUCCAUUCAGUUUCUGAAAUCCCUUUCCUUCCUCCCUCCCGGCGUGCCUUUGCCCUGGCCAUCCCUGCGCCGUCCUGGAGUUGUUCAGAUGUGUGUGCCUGGCAGCAGCCUUUCCGAGGAAGUCACUGUGUGUGCCAUCCAGAUAAGCCAGAUUUCCUCCUCCCAGGGAAACCAAAGCAUCUACCCUCUCCUGUACUUCCUUUACGAAACAGUGAUUUCCCAUGCGUGACUCCGGUUCUGACCGUAGCAGCACUUAAAUCUCCUGUGCUCAUUGGAGAACCACAGAACCGUCCGCAGUGAGCCUCCCUCCGGGGCAGCCUUAACCCACAACCCCGGCCAACGUCCCCACGCCCGCCUCCCGAGCUCUCCGCGCGCUUGGUGGGUGCAGUAUUCCUUUUCGGUAUCCCAAAAGCUGUGACGGGGGUGUCCCCAUUACCUGGAAAGCAUUACCAGUCAACUCGGCCACAUUCUCAGAUGCAAACCUUAUGUAGUGUUCUUUUUGCAAUGACCUAUUUAUUUAACCUAUUUAUAUUUAUUUAAUUUUUACUCUGAAGUAUACCCCAGUUACAAUUGCACUUGCUUAAAGCAUAGACGAUUUGUUUUGGACAACACCCCUGACCAUUUUAAAACUGGAAAAGGAAAAGUUAUACUGUAUCCUUCCACGGGAUGGAUGCCUUACAGUAGCUUUGAUAGCAAAGGGUGAAUAAUUUGGUCGUGGUAAAAAUGUUAAUUUUUAAGUGAUUUUAAAAAUAAUUCUGUGCCAUCGUGUCUUCUCUGUGGAUGGUUAGUUGUUAAAUGUGUGUUAAUUAUGUGAAACAAUCCUCUUUGUGGAGCCUAAAAUCCUCCUUUUUAGCUUUAUAUUUUAUAAACUGCCAGAUUGUACAAUUUUUAUGUGUAUUUUUAAAGCUAGAUGAUGUGAGGGUAAUUAUAUAAGUUAAAUGGCCUAUUUUUGUACCUCCUGUACAGUUUUAUAAUUCUGCUGAUUGAUGAUGGCGUCUUACGUUGAGCCAACCACAAAUAAAGGUAGUUUUGGAUUUGGAA